Molecule: messenger RNA, 1469 nt
Organism: Populus nigra (black poplar)
Lineage: Eukaryota; Viridiplantae; Streptophyta; Magnoliopsida; Malpighiales; Salicaceae
Product: CAAX prenyl protease 2
Exons: 8
Coding region: 148-1095 (315 amino acids)
Biological process (GO): CAAX-box protein processing
Cellular component (GO): endoplasmic reticulum membrane
Molecular function (GO): metalloendopeptidase activity
Source: RefSeq, a predicted model, not a curated record
UUUCAAGGAUUGAAACCGAAAAAACGGCACCGCAUUAACUGCUUUAACGAACCCACGCUUAGUAAGCUCAGUCAAUUCCCAGUAUCUCCCAAUACGAUCGUCUUCCUGAAGAGAAUUUAGGGCACAAAUCAUCGACUCGAUCUUAAAAUGGAACAAGAAACGGGUUUGUCGAAACCAGUGGCUGUGAUAGCCUGUGCAACCAUGGCAUUCCUUUAUGUUGCCAUUCUCUAUGCUCCCACUUUGAUUCUGCGCCUCCCGGCUCCUUCUUCUCUCAAGGAAUUUAUGAUCCGACGGUUCAUAUGCGCCACCAUUUCUUCAUUCAUGUCCCUUGUUUUCUGUGCUCUCCUCCUCCCUCUGAGGAGAAGGGAGGCAACUUACUUGUUCGGCGUAUAUGGCAUCAGACUGGACCAUCUUUGGCAAGCUGUGGUCUUUCCUCUUUCAUUGACUUGUUUAAUGUACGCUGGAUCUUUGGUCUUCAAGUCAUUAUUGUUGGUGGAUUCAUGGAAGGAACACAUGCAUCAGGGUGAAGGAAUUUCUUUAAACUGUAUCAAAGAUAUCCUGCAGAACUUUCUUGCCGGGCUGUCUUCAACUGCCUCCAAUGUCUUGGCUUGGCGUAGUUAUGUUGUGGCUCCAUUAACAGAGGAAUUGGUGUUCAGAGCAUGUAUGAUACCUUUACUUCUCUGUGGAGGGUUUGAGAUCUACAUUGUCAUUUUACUCUGCCCCAUUCUCUUUAGCUUGGCACAUCUAAACCAUUGGAUGGAGAUCUAUGGCCGUCAAAACUAUAGCUUGCUCAAGACAUUCAUGGUUGUAGGUCUUCGGCUAGGUUACACUCUGAUCUUCGGUUCAUAUGCAUCUUUUCUUUUCAUUCGAACAGGACAUCUUGUUGCUCCAUUAGUUGCUCAUAUAUUUUGCAAUUUUAUGGGAUUGCCUAUGCUGUUUGUGAGGAGGACAGGGAUGGUGAGCUUAGCAUUCAUUGCUGGAACUGUAGCCUUCAUAUGUCUUCUUUGUCCUGUAACACAGCCUCAUUUGUACAAUGAUGGGACAAAUGACUGUGAAUGCUGGCGUGGAUAUUGUUCCUCGAACUUAAACUCCUAAUGCUGAAAGAAGACGGGACUGACAUUCUCUGCUUGUAGAUGAGAUUAAGUUGGAGGGAGAGUGGAAUGCUUCAAAAGUUAGGAGGUGUAAAAUCUCUCCUCGUCCCUUUCAUGGGCAGUCCAGAUUUUUGCCCUUGAUCUCCUGGACUUGUCUGUAUCUUUUAUCCCCAUCAUUCCGUUUCUCUUAUAAACUAAGCUGCUGCAAAUUCUCAAAAAAAAGAGGAAAAAUAGUUCAAAUUCGUAGAUAUGAAAAUCUCCGAAUCAAUCUGAUGAACUCCAAAGAUUUGCUUGUUUUAUAAAUUAAUCUUUGAAAAGUGUGUGCUAACUGUGUUGAGAAUGGAAUUUGCACAAGUGUCCAGUGACAUCUUUAUAUAA